Messenger RNA from Danio aesculapii, 936 nucleotides. RefSeq lists its product as uncharacterized. Bases 1 to 936 code for a protein of 311 amino acids. NCBI's taxonomy places the organism in Eukaryota, Metazoa, Chordata, Actinopteri, Cypriniformes, Danionidae. The transcript has 4 exons. The record is from RefSeq and is a predicted model, not a curated record.
AUGCUUUGCCUCUCAGUACCCAUCAGCUGCCUCGGGAGUCCUACAAGCCAACUAAGCCCUGUAGGACUCCUUCUUCAGCUGGAGAGCAUCCCUUACAGCUCCUCACAGCUGUGUCAACAAUGGAAUCGGAGAACAUGGACAACUUGGUCUCAAUGUCUCCAGCCUCCCUUGGGAUCUGGUCAAAGCUCUUUAGAAGGUGUGUUUGGUGAUACAGUGAAGUCAGUACCGGUGAUGGAGGGAGAUUCAGUCACUUUACACACCGAUACUCAACUUCAGGCAGAUGAAGAUAUUAAGUGGCUGUUUGGACCUAAUACUUUUCUCAUUGCUGAGAUCAUCAAUGGGACUGUAAGCUUCUCCACACAUGAUAUUUCUGAGGGAUUCAGAGACAGACUGAAGCUGGACAAUAGCACCGGAUCACUUACGAUCACAAAGAUCAGAAACACAGACGCUGGAGUUUAUGAGUUAAGCGGAAGAAACGUCCCCAAAUUCAAUAUUUCUGUUUAUGCUCGUCUGCCUGUUCCUGUCAUCAGCAGAGACUCUCCAUUAAAUCUUUCAUCAUCCUCAUCAGCAUCCACAUGUGUGUUGCUGUGUUCAGUGGUUAAUGUGAGUGCCGUGAGACUCUCCUGGUAUAAAGGAAACAGUUUAUUGUCCAGCAUCAGUGUGUCGGGGCACAGAAUCAGUCACUUUUUACAACUGGACUGUCUAAACGGUUCUUACAGCUGUGUGGUGGCUUAUUCAUUCACCAACCGGACUACACAUCUCACCAACCCCGAACUCUGUCAAGUGUGCCCAAACUCUCUGAUCAUGCUGAUUUCUGCUGCUGCUGCUGGAUUUCUGUUGUUUCUGGUAGUUGCGAUCGGGAUUUUCUGGAUCUGCAGGAAAUCUAGAAAAGCACAUGAAGAAGGCAAGCGUUACCUACUGUUCAUCCAUCUGUAA